AUGACCAACUCCAAUAUGAAACCCCAGGCUGCGGCGCCUGCGCCUGUCUCACAAAAGCGAAAGAUUGUCAUCUUCUCAGACUUCGAUGGCACAAUCUUCAUGCAAGACACUGGUCACAUCCUCUUCGACAACCACGGCUGCGGUGCCGAAGCCCGCCAGAAACUUGAUGAACAGAUUAAAUCCGGCGAGCGGUCCUUCCGUGAAGCCUCCGAGGAAAUGUGGGGAUCCCUUCACAUUCCCUUCGAGGAUGGCUUCGUCGUUAUGGAAAAGACCCUCGAAAUCGACCCGGGCUUCCGCGAAUUCCACCAGUAUUGCAUCGACAACGGCUUCUCCUUCAACGUGAUCAGCGCCGGCCUCAAGCCCGUCCUGCGUCGCGUUCUAGACACUUUCCUCGGCGAGAAGGAGUCCUCCGCAAUUGACAUCGUCGCCAAUGACGCCACAAUCAAGCCCGAUGGCUCCGAGUGGAAGCCCAUCUGGCGCCACGACACCGAACUCGGCCACGACAAAGCCCUCUCCGUCAAUGAAGCCCGCGCCGCCGCCCAAGCCACCUGCCUUCCAGACGAAAUGCCCUUGAUCGUCUUCAUUGGCGACGGCGUGUCCGACCUGGCUGCUGCGCGCGAGGCCGACGUGCUCUUUGCCCGGCACGGCCUGCGACUGGAGGAGUACUGCCUCGAGCAUGGCAUCGCGUACACACCGUUCGACACCUUCGCCGAUAUCAAGCGCGAGAUUGAGGCCAUCAGCCGCGAGGAUCAGUCCAAGACCGGCGGUGUCGGCAAGCCCGUACGGUAUAACCCGCGCGCCAACAUGUGGCGGCGGAUUUCGUCGAAGGAGGCGGUGCCCACCCUCAUGGCUGCAGCUACGCCGUCAAAAGAGGAGAAGAUGUUCCUGUGGCCAGAAACCUUCUCGGAGUACAAGCCCAAGACGAUUCAAGAGGGCGACGAAACUGUGGCCGCGUAA
Penicillium macrosclerotiorum is the source of this 957-nucleotide messenger RNA. RefSeq lists its product as uncharacterized. The coding region runs from base 1 to 957 and encodes 318 amino acids. Gene Ontology annotation, molecular function: phosphatase activity. Lineage: Eukaryota; Fungi; Ascomycota; Eurotiomycetes; Eurotiales; Aspergillaceae. The record is from RefSeq and is a predicted model, not a curated record. The transcript is spliced from 4 exons.